GAAUUGUGGGAGUUGAAGUCUUCCCGGGGACGUCAGCAUGUGUAGUCGCGUGUCCACGUCUAGUAGCUAGCUGUGUUGUCGUGGUUGACUUCAGUCAUAAAAUGUCGUUUUGUUUCAACUUCGACGUUUCAGCGCAAACAGACACAGCCGAAGACACGGGUGGAAAUAAACGGCAAAGCGAAAGGAGAGACCAUGAUGCUGAAUACGCAGAACACGAGGAUCAGACACCAGCCGGUCCAGUAAAGGAGGCCAAAGAGCACCUUCCUCCUACUGACCCCCACUUCCUCCUCACUGACGCCAUCGCUGAAACGGUUACCAUCGGAGCGCUUCCCGCCCUGCACUUCCUCAACGAGACCGUCUUCGAGAGGACGGCCUCGGAGAGGGAGGACGGGGAGAAAAUCCUCUCUCGCAGGGAGGAGAAGAACUCUGAUCUCAUCUCCGGCGUGUACGAGGGAGGCCUGAAGGUGUGGGAGUGCACCUACGACGUCCUGGAGCUGAUGGAGAAAGAGGGCGAAACGUUCAGCGGGAGAGCGGUGUUGGAUUUGGGCUGUGGAGCGGGGCUGCUGGGAAUCCUGGCCCUAAAGAGAGGAGCCCGGCACGUCCUCUUUCAAGAUUACAACAGCACAGUCAUAGAGCAGCUCACGGUGCCAAAUGUGAUCCUGAACUGCCAAGACGAUGACGACGACAUAGAGGGCGAGAAAAAGGGGAAGGGGAAAAAAGAAGACGACAGUUGCGUUGCGAAAGAGGAUUCAAAUGCCGGCAGCCCACCUCCGAAGAAAAGAUUAGCUGACCUGUCCCAGCAUCCGUUAAUGAGGAGGUGCCGUUUUUACUCCGGGGACUGGAGGACGUUUCUUCCUUUGGUCCUAAAGGAGGAAUCACAGCCCAAAUUUGACAUUAUAUUCACCUCAGAGACCAUCUACAACACCUGCCACUACCCUGCCCUGCAUGAAACGCUCCACCGGCUGCUGGCACCCAGCGGCCUGGUGUACCUGGCAACCAAAUCACACUACUUUGGCGUUGGCGGUGGGCUGCAUCUGUUUGAGACGUUUGUGGAGCAGAGGGGCGUUUUCCAGCUGGAUCGCCUGUGGGACGGAGCGGAAGGCCUGCAGAGACACGUAGUGGUGCUGCGCUUUAAACAGCUAAAGGACAAUUGACCGAGACACGUCCAAGAAAAUGUUAGGCGUUGAAUCCUUGGGUGGAAAAACGUUUGUGUGCUUUCUAGAGAUGCACUGGUCGGAGAUUUUGUGGCCAAUUUCCAAUCACUGAUUUUUGUAAAGAUGUGACCGACCGAUGCAGAUUUCUCUCUGCAAACUAUAAAAAAAAUAGUCUUUUAUCUG
Molecule: messenger RNA, 1337 nt
Organism: Fundulus heteroclitus (mummichog)
Lineage: Eukaryota; Metazoa; Chordata; Actinopteri; Cyprinodontiformes; Fundulidae
Gene: mettl18
Product: methyltransferase like 18
Exons: 2
Coding region: 102-1154 (350 amino acids)
Biological process (GO): peptidyl-histidine methylation, to form tele-methylhistidine
Molecular function (GO): protein-L-histidine N-tele-methyltransferase activity
Source: RefSeq, a predicted model, not a curated record